Messenger RNA from Triticum aestivum (bread wheat), 1758 nucleotides. RefSeq names its product F-box protein At3g26010-like. NCBI's taxonomy places the organism in Eukaryota, Viridiplantae, Streptophyta, Magnoliopsida, Poales, Poaceae. Gene Ontology annotation, molecular function: protein binding. The transcript has 6 exons. The record is from RefSeq and is a predicted model, not a curated record. The coding region runs from base 1 to 1758 and encodes 585 amino acids.
AUGGUGGAGGAGGAUGAGGAGGCAGACGAUGAUUGGUUGUCAAAGCCUGCUCCCAACGCCGACGAGCAGAUGAUCCAAGAGGAUGAGUAUGCACAGGAGAAUAGGUUUCUGGUGGAUCCAUCUGGAUUUGACCGCCGUUCAUGGUCUUCGGAGUUUCUACAGGCCCUUAUCAGUAUUUUUCUUCUCCAGAACAACGCCGGUCUAUAUGUGCGCCGCCGGUGGAUGCAGAAGGAGGAAGACUUCGGCAAGCUAAAAGAUUUGAAUAUCGACCCGUACGUCCACGUACCCAUAACGCAGCACCGAGAGAUUUUCCUCUCCCCAUCCCAUCUGCAGAUCGAUGAUUUCUUCUCCCCAUCUGCAGAUCGACCCGGCCUGACCUCGACUGACCCGACCUGUCCCCUACCUACGCACCACUCCAGAUUCAUCUCCAUGGAGGCGGACAAGGAGAGGAACACGAAGCCAAGGCUGGACGACCAUCCGGGGGCGACGGCGUUGACGGACGAUCUCAUCCUAGAGAUUCUGUCCCGCCUCCCGGCCAGGUCUGUCCACCGCUUCAAGUGCGUCUCCGUGCCCUGGCGCGACCUCAUCGCCGACCCCGCCAACCACAAGAAGCUGCCCCAGACCCUCGCUGGCUUCCUCUACAUGACCGUCCACAAGAGCGGGCAUGGCCACCACUUCGCCAGCGUCUCCGGCGACGGCGCAGCAGCCCCGUUCGACCUCUCCCUCCCUUACCUGCACCAUAGCAAGGACGAGGGCAUGAUCCACGUGCAUGCCUGCAAUGGCCUCCUUCUCUACCGCAGCUACAAGAAAAGCAAGGUCGCCCGUUCGAAAGAGGAUGAUUUCCGUUUUGUCGUGUGCAAUCCCAUCACACGGAGGUGGGUGGAGCUGCCCCGGCUGCCCUCCAAAAGAUAUAGCCGUACCAUAGGCCUGGCUCUCGAUCCGGUGACGGCCAACAUACAUAGCCGUACCACAGGCCUGGCUUUCGAUCCCGCCGAAUCAUCCCAUUUUCACGUUCUUCAUUUUGAGCAGACCGUUCAGGAACCCUACGUCACAGGAGUGUACAUUUACUCGUCGCGGACACGAGCCUGGACUCAUAGGGAUUGUGAGAUGGCUGAGAAAGUUAAGCUAUUCUUCGGGAGUAGAUGCAUCUAUGUUGGCGGCAUGCUCUACCUGAUGGGUAGCCUUAAACGCAAUGGCGGUCAUCUGUUGCUGGGGGUGGACAUGGAGGGCAAAGUGUGGAAGACCAUCAGUUUGCCGUUCGGCCGAAGGUUUGGUACAAUUGGAUCGUUGCAGGGGUGCUUACACUACGCUGUAGCUUCCCGCGAUGAUAACAAUAAAAUCUGUGGGUUAGAACUCUGGUGCCUCAAGGAUUACGAUAGUAAAGAAUUGGUCCUGAAGCAUACUGCGGGCUUCGCUAAGCUUAUGAGCCUGCCUGGGAAGCAGUACAGGGCGGAAGAGAUUCAUCCAGAUUGCGACACCAUUUUCCUCGUCUCAUGUUUAGGGAGUACCUUGGUAGCAUAUGAUAUGCGGCAUCAGAAAGUUGGAUGUGUCCUUGAUCUUGAGAAGAGAAACACACAACUAUUUCUACCCUAUGCUCCUCUCUACUCAGAGUCACUAGCCUUAAAAUCACCCUUGUGCUUCCUUCAAGAUUUGGCUCUUUUGUCGGCUGAAGUAUUUGCCUGUCACUGGCUGCUGCUCUUGACAUGCAUCAUCGUCACGGGAAAGUUUAGAAACAGCCAGUGGUAUCAACUGAACUAA